AUGAAGUUCUCUGCUGACAGCAAGCCCUCCAGGAAUGGAGACAUGAUAGAUCCAAUUGUCCAUUUCUAUUGCAAUGGUUACUUGGGAGUGGAUAGCCAAGUGGAAGUUCAUGACACCAAUCAGCAAGUCCUGGUCCUUCAAGGGAAGACCCUCAUAGCAGUUCCUCAUGAUGGAAAGCUAUACCCAAACAUACUGACAAGCACACCAUGCCGAGAUGAGUCUCUUGAAAAAGGCAAAGGCAAUCCUAUUUACCUGGGGGUAGCUAACCAUAAACUGUGUCUGUGCUGUGCAGAGAGUGAAGGCAAGCCCAAACUGAAGCUGGAGGAGAGGGACAUAAUGGAAUUAUAUGGUACCCAGAAAGCAGAGAAGUCUUUUGUAUUUUUCCAAAACGGAAAUGGCAAUACUUCUACCUUUGAGUCAGCUGCCUAUCCUGGCUGGUUCAUCUCUAGUUCAGAGGAGAAUGGGAAACCCAUCACAAUGACCAAGGAUGUAGGAAAAGAUAAUAUACAUUUCUAUUUCAAUAACAAGAAUUGA
Molecule: messenger RNA, 534 nt
Organism: Trichosurus vulpecula (common brushtail)
Lineage: Eukaryota; Metazoa; Chordata; Mammalia; Diprotodontia; Phalangeridae
Product: interleukin-36 alpha-like
Exons: 4
Coding region: 1-534 (177 amino acids)
Biological process (GO): inflammatory response to antigenic stimulus; cytokine-mediated signaling pathway; cellular response to lipopolysaccharide
Molecular function (GO): cytokine activity; interleukin-1 receptor binding
Source: RefSeq, a predicted model, not a curated record